GCGAGCGAACAUCGACCCUACUAGUUUGGAUGAACCAUUGUGACCCUUCGCACCCGAUCCUUUUUGACCGCGUAAAAGAUGGUUGAGUGUUUGGUGCAGCUUCGGCAACUCUAUGUCAUCCUGUGGAAGAACAUCUUCAUCAACAGGAUUCGGUGUCAUUACUUCACCACUGUUCUGGAGAUCGCUCUCAUGGUCGCCCUCAUGAGCGGCAUUCAGAGGGACGCGGUCAUGCAGGAACCAUUCAUCCGACACCCGGACACCCUGUACCCUCCCGCCCCCACGUCAAAAUACUGGAUGACUCAGAAGAAUAUAAGCAACAUAGACACAGUGAUCUUCUUCCCCGACACAAAGUACUUCGCACGGCUCGUAUUGUUCGCCGCAACAGACCUUGGCAUCCGAAGCGUAAUCGGCAUGAAGACCAAGCCUUAUUUUGAAGCCAUAAUCAAGAACCAUAUGAACUCGACACCAUCCACUUUAAUCGGCGUCUUAUUUGACGGCCACAGCGGCCCGGACCCUGUGGCGCUAAACAUCCAUAUCUAUCCUACGAAGCUGCCGCUCGACUAUAACGUGCGCUACGGCCAAAGGCUGGGAACUCAACCUCCUGGUCCGAACAACGAAGCCAAGUACGGUGAAACAAACACGAUCCUACCAAUCAUGUCCCGUAUCGAGUGGUAUCACCUGCUUAUGGUUGCUGAACGAAGGAACAUAUCAUUCCGACAGCAGUUUCAAAUGCGCCGCUUCCCUUACCCGGCCUACAUCGAAGAGCAGGACACGAAGAACUAUGGACUUGUCUUGACCCGCUUUUGCGUCGGCAUGCUUAUUCCCUUCGCGCUAUUCGUGUCGAAACUAACAGACGAGCGUGGCACUGGUAUGAAGGAAAUGUUGAGGCUCAUCGGACUAAGUGACCGGAUCUACUGGAUCAGUCAUUUUUUGAGCGCCUUCUACGUCUUGCUGAUCAUCGUGACAUUGAUGAUGCUGUUCUUAACCGUGAAAAAGAACGCCGAAGGAAGAAGGUUAAUCCAGUACAGUGAUCCGUUACUUCUGUUCUACGUGUUGCUGUCUUUCUGCUCAUCAUGCCUCCUACAUGCUAUGCUCCUGUCUGUCUUCUUCUACAGUCCUGCAUCUGCCGUUGCGGGGUCUAUGCUAUACUGGACCUUCAGUUGCGUCAUGCCAUUUAUGCUCCUGGAGAACCCUAGCGGACGUGGCUACUAUUACAUAAGCCGUAGUGAAAAGAUGUGGACAUCUAUUUUCCCCGGCAUGAAUCUCCACUGGUGCUUCAGAGUAUUGGAACGCUUUGAAAAAUACGUGCCCUCUGGUGCAAACUGGGGCAAUUUCUUCGAAGAAGAUGUUACGCCAGAUAAUGUGACCCUUGCGGAGAUACUCUACGUCGGACUCCUCUCGAACGCUAUCAUUAUGUUCUUAAUCUGGUACCUUGACAACAUCCUCGGUGUUGGCCCUGGCGUAGCAAGGCCCAUUACUUUCCCACUAACGAAGAGUUACUGGGUGCCAAAGAUGUCGUACACGAAAGGCCCUGAAAGGCCCCCCGCUGAAACCAUGAACUUUGAACAGGAACCUACGGACCUGACUGCUUUUAUCGAGUUAAUUCAAGCGACAAAAGAUUACAACGGCGUCAUGGCUGCCUCUGGUGUGAACCUCCGCAUCUUCGAGAAGCAUAUAACUGUCCUCCUUGGCCAUAACGGGGCCGGGAAAACAACGAUAAUGAAUAUGAUUACGGGAUUCAUCCCGCCAAGUUUCGGUCAGGCAAUUGUGUCGGGCUAUGACGUGCAGCAGAGCACGAACAACGCGAGGGCUGGUAUGGGCUACUGCAACCAGUUUAACAUUCUUUUCAGCGGCAUGACUGUGGAAGAACACAUGCUCUUCUUUGGAAUCAUGAAAGGUGGGUCGUGGGCUUCGGUGAGGACUGAAAUUACCAACCUCCUGCGUGAUACUGGACUUCUCGAGGUGCGAUCCGAAGUUGCCACUUACCUCUCUCUGGGCUUUCAACGAAGGCUCUGCAUGGCCCUGGCUAUAAUGGGUGCACCUAAGGUUAUAGUGUUGGACGAACCGACGGCCUACUUAGACCCAGAUGCCCGCCGGGACAUGUGGGAACUCUUGCUGAAGAACCGGCGGAACUGCGCCAUCUUCCUCACUACCCAGUACCUGGACGAAGCUGAUAUUCUGGGUGACCGAAUCGCUAUCAUGGUGAACGGUCGCAUAAGAUGCUGCGGUACUUCUGCUUUCCUCAAACAGCGUUAUGGAACGGGGUACCACAUGCAGAUCAACAAGUUACCCAACUGUAAUGUCACCAAGAUCCAAGGGCUUCUUUCGAAAUACGCGCCCAAAGUUCGCUUACAGAGUGAUUCGGCGAAUGAAGUCGUGUUCAUCCUGGGACAGAUAAUCGCGACAAGGAGGAUAGUCGUCAUGUUUCAAGACUUGGAGCAGAGGAAAGAGGAGUUGGGGAUAGAGUCUGUAGGUCUCAAUGUCAUGACUCUGGGGGAUGUCUUGGUCAGGGUCGGAGAAGCUGAUCAUAUGACGCGGCAAAUAAAGCUCGCUGAGGGUGGCGACGAUAUGGAUGUGAACGAUAAGCGCUCUCUAGUGCAAACAAAGACUGCGACCAGCCCACCGAGCACUUUCUACCGCCUGUUCGCCUUGCUCUUAAAACGUGCUUCAUACGCUAGUCGUCAGUGGAAGGUGCCCCUGUUCAGCUGGUUGUUGCCACCAGUUCUCUUCUACUUGCUCCUUCAACUGGAAUUCAUUUCCGCUCGCGGCGGUUACGAGGUCGCUACAUCAGACAACCGACUGGGUUAUACCUUCGCUGGUAUCUUCGCCACUGCGAGGGCUUAUGUCUUUCAAGAAGGUGAAACUGAAUUCGUGAACGACUUCUUGAAGCCCAAGCUCCGAGAAGGUGCUAGACUGGUGCAGAAUAGACGCAUGAGGAAUGUGUCCAUGUUCUUGCUGGAGUAUUCUUGGAACUGGCUACGAUCGUACCUCUUUGAUUUGCAAGUCGUCUAUGAACUUCACGAGAACGAGGCGACACUGUGGUACAACGGCCAGAAUCCACAUGCAGCCAUUCUAGUCGUGCACGUCUUCAACACCGCCCUACUCAGGAACUUGACGGACGAUCCAUCAGUCAACUUCAACUUAGAAGUGGUCGCUUUCGCGCCGAAGCCUGAAGACGAGGACGAGAGACAGUUCCACCGCACUUACGCAGAUGUCGUUCCGAAGGUUCUCCAGUCUAUUUUCUUUCCCAUGAUCUCCAGCUUGAUGUGCAGUAGCUUCGUCGUCUACCCAGUCAUGGAGCGCGUCCUGCAAAUGAAGCACUUGCAGUUCAUGGCUGGUGUCACGGCUGCUAUGUAUUGGGGCGUCAACUUCGCCUGGGACUUCAUCUUUUUCCUGGGUGCCACUGUGUUCUUGCUGCCGCCUCUGUACAUCACUAUGCAGAGGAUAUCCGCUAGCGGCAUAAUUGCAAUUUGUACGCUGAACUUACUGCACGGUGUCGCGGCUCUUCCUGCAACAUACCUUAUGUCCUACUUAUUCGAUAACCCGAGCUUCGCUUUCUCCACUGUCACCAUAUGCACCUUCAUAUUCGCUGGCCUUGGCUCUAUGUGCGCGGCGUUUGCUGCCGACGUGGCGUCUGCGAUCGGCAGUCGAACGCUAAUGAUGCUCAUCGAAGUAAUGCUGCAACUGCUUCGCUUAUUGCCGUCCUACUCGUACACACGUGGCAUGUUGAAGACCCUGGAACUGAUGAGUGAAAACAAUAUCUGCUACACAGGAGGGCCCGACCUGGAGCAAGCGUGUCUCGCUUCAGCCAUUGACACCGAACUUUCGCUCAAGCGCUGUUGUGAUGCGGCCCCAGAGACACGCAUGGACGCCAUAAUCAAGCCCAUGAGUCCGCACCCUUACUCCGCCUUCUACGAAAUAUGCACGUUAGCCACGGAGGGAGUGAUCCUCUUCGUCGUGCUCGUCUUCAUCGAGUCUCAAUGGAUGAGGAACUUUCGCAGAGCGACCGCUACUAAACCGGGCGCGAGUUCACGAGCGACAGUAUACGAAUCACCUAUGCAGGAUGCAAAGCAGGACAGCGACGUGACUGAGGAGACUAAGCUCGUCGAUGCCUUGCGUCUUGGCGCAUGCGACACCAAGGCAGCUGCCAGUCCGACGGUUAUGGUCGUUUGCCGUCUGCUAAGGUCUUACGGUUACAUGAAACCCAACAUUGUGCUUCGAGACUUGAGCUUCGUGCUACGAAAGGGAGAAUGCUUUGGCCUACUAGGGGUGAAUGGCGCGGGCAAGACAACCACCUUUCGAAUCCUCACAGGUGACAUCCUACCACAUGACGGCGAUGCCUUCAUAGAGAACUACUCUGUGCAAGAGGACACGGCUCAAUUUCAAAGCUACUUAGGCUACUGUCCGCAAAAAGACGGACUCCUGGAUAUGCUGACGGGCACUGAGACAAUCACGCUGUUCUGUCGCCUACGCGGUGUUUAUAUAGCCGGGAACGACUUCGUGGGCACCUUGUUGGACAGCUUUGAUCUCCUCGACAUCGCUGAUUACCUCGUUGGGACAUACAGCGCCGGCAGCCGGCGUAAACUAUCGCUAUGUCUUUCUCUGGUGGGCUUGCCGAAGAUUUUGCUUCUGGACGAGCCGUAUGUAGGCAUCGACACAGCAGUGCGGAAACGUAUCGUCAACUAUAUCAGCGCAUUGCAGAAGGAAUCCAAGAUGUCUAUCGUUCUAUCAUCACACAGCAUGAGUGACGUGGAGUUCUUGUGCAACCGCAUCGCCAUAUUGGGAAGUGGAAAGCUUCAGUGUCUCGGCUCUCUGCCCCACUUGAAAGAGAAAUUCGGGAACGGCUACACUAUCACAGUGAAGACGUAUCCAGACAGAAUACAGGACCUCUACUAUCAGCAGGACGUAGUCCAAGCAGUUAAGGGAUACUUCGUGAAGGCAGAAUUAGUUCACAGCUAUGACGGUCUGCUGGAGUUCCGCAUGACGGACACGCAGAUGGAAUGGAGCGAAAUGUUCUACCGCAUGGCGAGGAUCAAGAAGAGCUUUAAGCUUCAGGAUUUCUACAUCACGGACACUUCCUUGGAACAGAUCUACCAGAGCUUCACGCGAAAAGAAGCCGUCGUAGCUGGACCCACCAGUGUGCAGUCUACUACUGGUGCCCGGAACGUCAUAGCCGGACUUUAAAUCGAUGACCUCGUAAUAAAUGUCCGGAUAAAUAUCAAUAUCUGUUGCCGUCCCG
Ornithodoros turicata is the source of this 5239-nucleotide messenger RNA. RefSeq names its product retinal-specific phospholipid-transporting ATPase ABCA4-like. NCBI's taxonomy places the organism in Eukaryota, Metazoa, Arthropoda, Arachnida, Ixodida, Argasidae. The coding region runs from base 79 to 5184 and encodes 1701 amino acids. The record is from RefSeq and is a predicted model, not a curated record. Gene Ontology annotation, molecular function: ATP hydrolysis activity; lipid carrier activity; ATP binding. The transcript has 18 exons. Gene Ontology annotation, cellular component: membrane; intracellular membrane-bounded organelle. Gene Ontology annotation, biological process: lipid transport; transmembrane transport.